Colletotrichum costaricense is the source of this 738-nucleotide messenger RNA. RefSeq lists its product as uncharacterized. Bases 1 to 738 code for a protein of 245 amino acids. The transcript has 3 exons. The record is from RefSeq and is a predicted model, not a curated record. NCBI's taxonomy places the organism in Eukaryota, Fungi, Ascomycota, Sordariomycetes, Glomerellales, Glomerellaceae. Gene Ontology annotation, molecular function: heme binding; oxidoreductase activity, acting on paired donors, with incorporation or reduction of molecular oxygen; iron ion binding.
AUGAGACUCCAGAAACGUCUAGACGACCCUAAGAUGACCGGACGAGAAGACCUUCUGGCUUAUUUCUGCCGAAUGAAGGACCUCGAAGGCAAGCUAGCUUUCUUUGUUGAAAUCUUGGUGGAGGCGAUGAAUUUAGUUGGGGCAAGAGCAGACACAAUCUCUAUUAGCAUGCGAACCUGCCUCUUUUACUUGGCAACAAAUUCAGAAGUGCUGGCUAAGCUGAGAGAGGAGAUUGACAACUUUUACAAUGUAAAUAAUUUGAAAGCACCCAUUUCUUACCUGGAAACUCAAAAGCUGCCCUAUCUGCAAGCAGUUAUCAAGGACGCCAUUCGACUACUACCGUCCAUCGUCUUUCAGCUCCCACGACACACACCACCUGACUUUAAGGUAAGGGGUAUCAAGAUCCCGGUGAACACAAUGAUUGGAAUCAGCCCUAUAGCCCAAAAUCGCGAUCAGGAAAUAUGGGGUUCAGAUGCGAACGAGUUCCGCCCGGGCCGAUGGCUCGAAAACGAAGACAAGACAAGAUACUUUGAUCGUAGUACGAUGACAUUUGGCGGUAGCGGGCCAAGAAUGUGUAUGGGAAGGAACAUUGCGCUGGUGGAGCUGCACAAGUUCGUGGCUCAGUUCGUACACAUCUUCGACUUUAAGCUUGUCAAUACGGAUGCUCCAUGGAGAAUCAAGGCGUACUGUACCGCGUAUCAGAGCGAAGUUUUCAGGAAUAUAAGCCGACGGAAAUAA